GACCCUGUUUUGACAGUAAUUUGAGCCUGGCCCUUUUGUGCAUGUUUCCUUGGACACCAGAAACAAGAAGCGUUAACUUCCACCAGGCACGCAAUGAUUGCUGCGCUCUAAUCUUCUGUCCAGGGCUAUGAGGGGCCUAUUAACCACACGAGAGCAGAAUGGCUGGAGAGAACUGAUCUACAAGGAGGCCUCUUGCAGGGUCAACUGGAAGGCAAAAUAUGGGCAUAAAUACCCCAGGCGGCUUCCUGACAUGGGCAUUUCUAGAAGGAGAUGCUUCUUACCUCCCAUCAGUCCCGCCAGGGAGGAGACGAGCUUUCCCAGUUGUGAAGAAAGCACUACGCCAAAACAGCAGCAGGAGCUGCCAGAGGAGAAGCCAGGGCUGACCCUUCAGGAACCCCUUCCAGAGAUGAGGGCUCCAAACCUGCAGACAACUCAGCUGCUGUACCAGGGCAUCUCCCACGAUGGCAAAGGCAGAAAGCUCUACCUCAAAGAGAGAAACGCAAAAGGCCCCGAAGAUAAAUUCAAUUACCCAGUGCUGUCGUCAUGGGAGUAUGGCUGGCGCUUAGGGGAUGUUGUUAAAGACAUCAGGACACCAAUUCAUGGCAAAUCCCGAAUUGUAAAGGAUACUUUCUACUUCAGAAAUGGAGUCUUCUAUCAUCCAUCAAAAACUGACAAGCUGUCAUGAAUACUGAAGCCAGCUGAAAUGUGGAAAUGUUUGCGAAAUGUUGCCUAGCAUGGAUAUUUGUUGUGGUGCUGGAUCGCGCAAACUCUAUAAUUAUUUCUUCCAUAAUUAUUCUUUCCGAUUUAAAGCCUGCCUCCAGCCUUGCUCUCUUUCUGUAAUCUCUGUGUAGUAUUUGUUGCACAAUGGAUUCCCAGUAAAUCUGAAUUUGUUGGAGUAACUU
This is a messenger RNA of Euleptes europaea (tarantolino), 902 nucleotides long. Its product is annotated as protein ATP6V1FNB. NCBI's taxonomy places the organism in Eukaryota, Metazoa, Chordata, Lepidosauria, Squamata, Sphaerodactylidae. The record is from RefSeq and is a predicted model, not a curated record. Bases 128 to 685 code for a protein of 185 amino acids. The transcript is spliced from 2 exons.